This is a messenger RNA of Tupaia belangeri chinensis (Chinese tree shrew), 2785 nucleotides long. RefSeq names its product CCR4-NOT transcription complex subunit 10 (gene CNOT10). The record is from RefSeq and is a predicted model, not a curated record. The transcript is spliced from 19 exons. Gene Ontology annotation, cellular component: CCR4-NOT complex. Bases 66 to 2480 code for a protein of 804 amino acids. Gene Ontology annotation, biological process: mRNA catabolic process; negative regulation of translation. Gene Ontology annotation, molecular function: protein binding. NCBI's taxonomy places the organism in Eukaryota, Metazoa, Chordata, Mammalia, Scandentia, Tupaiidae.
UUUUGAAAAAGCAGAGUGUUUCUUUCCUACUUGGCUCAUACCUAAAGGCAAUUAUUUGCUUAGAAAUGAAGUCCAUUGGCUUGAAGAGUGUCAAGGCAUGUACGUCAAAGAGCUCUGUACGCCUAGAAGGUCAGCCAUGCUCCUUAGGCCAGACUAGAAGGAAGGUCAAGCUUAUGGAUGAGCGGUCAUAUACUCUUUCGAUUGGCAAUGGAGACUACUUUUGGACAAGUAAAGAUACCUUGUGGAAUUAUGUGCAGAGUCUGUCUGAUCAGGGAGCAGAGAAACAUGAAGGGACGGGCCCGUCCACGGGGAUCACUGAUCAAGAGAAGGAGCUGUCCUCCAGCGCCUUCCAGGAGUUCACAUCUGGAAAUUAUGAUGCCUGUCUACAACAUCUUUCCUGUCUACAAGAUAUAAACAAAGAUGAUUAUAAAAUCAUUUUGAAUACAGCAGUAGCCGAGUUUUUUAAAAGUAACCAGACAACAACAGAUAAUUUGAGACAGACACUUAACCAGCUGAAGAAUCAGGUCCACUCAGCUGUCGAAGAGAUGGAUGGGUUAGACGAUGUGGAAAACAGCAUGCUGUAUUAUAACCAGGCAGUCAUUCUUUAUCAUUUGCGGCAGUACACAGAAGCAAUAUCAGUUGGUGAGAAGCUUUAUCAGUUUAUAGAACCUUUUGAAGAAAAAUUUGCCCAAGCAGUGUGUUUCCUGCUGGUAGACCUGUAUAUAUUAACCUACCAAGCCGAGAAAGCCUUGCAUCUCCUUGCUGUCUUAGAAAAGAUGAUUUCACAGGGCAGCAACAACAAAAAUGGAAAGAAUGAGACCGGUAAUAAUUCCAACAAAGAGGCAUCUAACCACAAAGCUGAAAGUGGAGCUCUGAUAGAAGCUGCCAAGUCAAAGAUACACCAGUACAAAGUACGAGCUUACAUCCAGAUGAAGUCCCUGAAAGCAUGCAAAAGAGAAAUCAAGUCAGUUAUGAACACAGCGGGAAAUUCUGCACCCUCUCUGUUCCUUAAAAGCAAUUUUGAAUACUUAAGGGGUAAUUAUCGAAAAGCAGUGAAACUGUUAAAUAGUUCAAACAUCGCCGAGCAUCCAGGAUUCAUGAAAACAGGUGAAUGCUUGAGGUGCAUGUUCUGGAACAAUCUUGGUUGCAUCCACUUUGCCAUGAGCAAGCACAAUCUGGGAAUUUUCUACUUCAAAAAGGCUCUGCAGGAAAACGACAGCGUCUGCGCACAGCUCAGCGCAGGUAGCACUGAUCAAGGCAGAAAGUUCUCCGGAAGACCCAUGUGUACGUUACUGACCAACAAGCGCUACGAGCUGCUGUACAACUGCGGGAUCCAGCUGCUGCACAUCGGGAGGCCUCUCGCUGCCUUCGAGUGUCUGAUCGAAGCUGUGCAGGUCUACCACGCCAAUCCCCGCCUCUGGCUGAGGCUGGCUGAGUGCUGCAUCGCCGCCAAUAAAGGGACUUCUGAACAAGAAACCAAAGGACUUCCAAGCAAAAAAGGAAUUGUACAGUCUAUUGUCGGUCAAGGCUAUCAUCGCAAGAUAGUUCUGGCCUCGCAGUCCAUACAGAAUACUGUUUAUAAUGAUGGGCAGUCCUCAGCCAUUCCUGUAGCCAGCAUGGAGUUUGCGGCCAUUUGUCUCAGAAACGCAUUGUUACUGUUACCCGAAGAACAGCAAGAUCCAAAGCAGGAAAAUGGGUCUAAAAAUAACAAUCACCUCGGUGGGAACACCGAGAGCAGCGAAAGCAGCGAAACGUGCAGCAGUAAAAGCCAUGAUGGAGAUAAAUUCAUUCCAGCUCCACCUUCUUCUCCCCUGAGAAAACAGGAAUUAGAAAACUUAAAGUGCUCCAUUCUCGCUUGCAGUGCAUAUGUGGCUCUGGCUUUGGGUGAUAACCUCAUGGCUUUGAAUCACGCAGAUAAACUUCUUCAGCAGCCCAAGCUGUCAGGAUCUCUGAAGUUUUUGGGCCACUUAUACGCCGCAGAAGCGCUCAUCUCCCUCGACAGAAUAUCUGAUGCCAUUACUCACUUGAACCCGGAGAACGUCACCGAUGUCUCCUUAGGGAUCUCUUCAAAUGAGCAGGACCAAGGAUCAGACAAAGGAGAAAACGAGGCCAUGGAAUCCUCCGGGAAGCGAGCCCCUCAGUGCUACCCCAGUUCCGUCACCUCGGCCAGGACCGUCAUGCUGUUCAACCUGGGCAGUGCCUACUGCCUCAGGAGCGAGUACGACAAAGCCCGGAAAUGUCUCCACCAGGCUGCUUCAAUGAUUCACCCUAAAGAGGUGCCCCCCGAGGCCAUCUUGCUGGCGGUCUACCUUGAACUGCAGAAUGGGAAUACCCAGCUGGCCUUACAGAUCAUCAAAAGGAACCAGCUGCUCCCCGCGGUGAAAACACACUCGGAAAUGAGGAAGAAGCCGGUGUUCCAGCCUGUCCACCCGAUCCAGCCCAUCCAGAUGCCGGCCUUCAGCUCCGUGCAGAGAAAGUGACGCUUCGCUUUGAGAGAACGCGUUACCAGAGGCGCAGAGGAGUACUGGCUGGCCUUCCUAGUGGCAUCGCAGUAAACGGAACGGAAAGGCAGAUGAGAGGUGCUCAUGCGAGGACACGAUUUCCAGACAGUCUCACUGAAGAGCCUGACUUGUUGUUUUUUGUGUUUUUUUUUUUUUUGCCAGAAGCUUCCUUAAAAUUAAGGAUUCACGAAGUCGUUCUCAGCCGUUUUCUUUUCAUCUCUGCCAGACUAUUAAAUUUUGAGCCGCUGCGUGAUGCCACAGGCAAUUAAACCACGGUCUUAGCA